Prunus persica (peach) is the source of this 2539-nucleotide messenger RNA. RefSeq names its product receptor-like protein 2. Bases 171 to 2324 code for a protein of 717 amino acids. Gene Ontology annotation, biological process: hormone-mediated signaling pathway. The record is from RefSeq and is a predicted model, not a curated record. The transcript has a single exon. NCBI's taxonomy places the organism in Eukaryota, Viridiplantae, Streptophyta, Magnoliopsida, Rosales, Rosaceae. Gene Ontology annotation, molecular function: protein binding. Gene Ontology annotation, cellular component: plasma membrane.
CAAAAUAUUCGCUUUGUGUUGUGUCGUUAUGGUUAAUGCAGGGUCAAUAAUCUAAAGCUAAAAGAAAAAAAAGAAAUUAUGUCUCUAUUUGCUCCUAUAUAUCUAUCAAACCUGUGGGUAAUGUAAAUACACCAAAAGACUUGCUAGUACUGCAGCAGCCUUAUAACCCAAUGGCAUAUGGCUUCCUUCUCUUCUUAUUUUUCUCUUCCAUUAUGUCCACACAUAUUCAUGCAUGCAACCAAACUGAUCGCAGCUCUCUCAUGUCCUUUAUCCUAACUUUAUCUUCUCUUUCCUUCAAUUGGACCUCUGAUAAUUGUUGUCAAUGGAAGGGCAUCGCUUGUGAUCAAGAUAGUAGGGUCACCCAUUUGCUCCUACCCUCCAAAGGGCUCAAAGGAGGUAUGUUUCCCUCAUCACUUGCAAAUCUCACACAUCUCACCCACUUGAAUCUCUCGCAUAAUUCACUUUUUGGUUCACUUGACACUCAAUUCUUUGUGACCUUGAAUCGUCUUGAGAUCCUUGAUUUGAGUUAUAACCUUCUUUCUGGAGAGCUACCAUUUUCUCUACCAUCCAGCAAUAAUAUCCAGAAACUAGAUUUGUCUAGCAAUCACUUCCAUGGUGCAAUUCCAUCUUCAUUCUUCCACCAAGCUAGCAAAUUGACUAGUUUCAAUGUCAGCAACAAUACCUUCACAGGGUAUAUCCCAUCCUCGAUUUGUCUCAAACAUUCUUCUCCCUUCCUUAGGCUAUUGGAUUUUUCUUCCAAUGAAUUCAGUGGCAACCUUGCUCCUGGACUAGGGGACUGUUCCGAACUGCUGGUUUUUCGGGCCGGUCGCAAUAACCUCUCAGGACUACUUCCAGAAGAUAUCUAUAAUGCUACUAAACUUGAAGAAAUUUCAUUACCUCUCAAUUCGCUAUAUGGAGCCAUUAGUGAUAAAAUUGUCAACCUCACCAACCUUGCAAUCCUCAACCUCUUGUUUAAUCAUCUUGGCAGCGAGCUUCCUCUCAAUUUUGGGAAGCUCUCCAAGUUGAAAUAUGUGAACCUUGAUUUCAACAAUUUAGAAGGUUAUUUGCCCCCAUCUUUGAUGAAUUGUACAAACCUUGAAGAACUACAUGUGCAAUCCAACAACUUGGAAGGAGAUAUCUCCAUGCUUGAUUUCUCCAGACUUAGUCAACUUACUAAACUUGACAUAAGACUCAAUAACUUCACUGGUAUGUUCCCAAUAAGCCUGUACUCAUGUCGGUCCCUAAAAGCCAUUCGAUUGAGCAACAAUCAUCUAGAGGGACAAAUACAAGUUGACAUUCUUUCAUUGAAAUCUUUGUCCUUCCUCUCACUUGGUUUCAAUCGAUUCACCAACAUCACAGGGGCAAUGAAGAUAUUAAUGAGUUGCAAAAGUCUUCACACACUCCUACUCACUGGUUCCUUUAAAGGUGAGGGAAUGCCAGGUGAUGAUGACAUGGCUGAUAUUGAUGGAUUCCAAAAUCUUCGAGCAUUGAGUUUCGCUGAAUGCCAGCUCACGGGUCAAAUACCUAUAUGGUUGUCAAAGCUCAACAAGCUAGAGAUCUUGCUUCUGGGUAGUAAUCAAAUCACAGGGCCAAUUCCAAGCUGGUUGGGGGCUCUUCCUAGACUGUAUCAUGUAAGCUUGCCAAAGAACCGAAUUUCUGGUGAAUUUCCAAAGCAACUUUGCAGACUACCAAGGUUGGUUUCCGAAGCAUCUCAAGACGACACUAGUUAUGAAUUUGAAUUGCCUUUCUUCUUGGGCCCUAUAAUCACAAACCCAAGUUAUUAUCUAUCGUCGAAAUUGUCUUCCUAUCCAGCAAUGAUAGACCUAUCUGAAAAUAACAUUGGUGGUGAGAUACCUAAUGAGAUCGGCCAACUGCAGCAUCUCCGCAUGUUGCGUCUUGGCUACAACAACUUCUUUGGCGUCAUUCCAGACCAAAUAUCUAAUCUAAAAAAUUUAGAGGUUUUAAGCCUCUCAAUGAAUCACUUGUCCGGAAUAAUCCCAUCGUCAUUGGAGAGCCUUAAUUUUUUGAAAGAAUUUAAUGUCUCAUACAAUAAUCUCAAAGGACCAAUACCAACAAGCACCCAGCUCCAAAGCUUCGAUGCUUCUGCCUUUGAGGGUAAUCCCAAUCUUUGUGGUGCCCCACUUCCAAAUGAGUGUGGUCGACCAAAUAAGGUCAUUGAGGAAGAUAAUAACAACAACAAAGACGAGGGGAAUGGGCAUCAACUUCCAUGGUUUUAUAUUUCUUCUGUUGUGCUAGGGUUUAUAGUGGGAUUUUGGGGAGUUUUUGGUUAUUUAAUUUUUAACAAGAGAUGGAGGUAUGCAUAGUUUUGAUUCAUAGACAAUGUACCUAAUUGGCUCCAUGCGAUAUAACUGUGAGCAUCCCCACGAUAAAAAGAAGGUUUAGAGGCUGGAUAUAUAUAUAUAUAUAUAUAUAUAUUAUUGUGCUUUUUAUUUUACAUUUUCAGUUUGCUUUUCUUUUGUGUUCGUGAUGUUAUAAUAAGGUAUAGUUGGUUCAUAUAAUUCUUCUUUUUUGGAUGUGA